AUAAUUAGAAAACCAAAAGUUCAGGAACAAAAACAAAAAUGUGCUUCUCGGCGCUUCGAGAACGUGUAUUUCGUCUGAAAAACUUGCCGGCUGGUGAGAUAGCAACCCCACUUCGAAGAUGUCUGAGUACUUUUGACAUUACUCUUCUUGGAGUUGGCCAUAUGAUUGGCGCUGGAAUUUAUGUAUUGACUGGGUCGGUUGUCAGAAACACUGCGGGACCAUCAAUUAUUCUGUCUUUUUUGCUAGCAGGUUUUGCAUCUCUUCUCUCUGCUUUGUGUUAUGCCGAGUUUGGAGCUAGGUUCCCAAAAGCUGGAAGUGCAUACACAUACACUUAUGUUGGAGUUGGAGAGCUAUGGGCUUUUGUUAUUGGAUGGAACAUUAUACUAGAGCACAUGCUUGGAGCUGCUGCUGUCGCUAGAUCAUGGUCUGGAUACUUGGAUUCAUUACUGGGAAAUGUUAUUUCAAAUUCAACAAUUGCUCGCACUGGGCACUUGCAUGAAGCUUCAUCAUUUUUCGGCGAUUACCCUGAUCUUCUCGCUUUUCUACUCAUCGUUCUUGUGGCAUUUUUUGUUGCUCUUGGUUCAAAAGUGUCCACUAACUUCAACUCUUUCCUAACAAUUCUCAAUAUUGGAAUUGUUGUCAUAGUCGUGUUCUAUGGUAUAACGUUUGCUGAUUUCUCUCUAUGGAGUGGAGUAGAUGAGAAAGGGAAUUCGAGAUUCUUUCCGUAUGGAGUAUCUGGAAUGUUUGCUGGAGCUGCAUCUUGCUUUUUUGCAUACAUUGGAUUUGACGGACUUGCAACUGCUGGAGAAGAAGCUAAAGAUCCUGCACGAUCAAUUCCAAUUGCCACAUUCUCCUCUAUGACAAUUGUCACACUCUCCUAUGUUCUGAUGUCAGCUUCCCUGACAUUGAUGAUUCCAUACAAUAUGGUUCAUCCAACUGCAGCAUUUUCUGAUGCAUUCACGAUGCGUGGAGCAGAAUUUGCAAGCUAUGCGGUCUCGGUCGGUGCUCUUUUUGGAAUGACAACUAGUUUGGUUGGAGGAAUGUUUGCUCUUCCGAGAUGUGUAUUCUCAAUGGCUGAUGAUGGACUUUUGUUCAGCUCCUUGGCAUCCGUAAACCCAAAAACUCAAGUUCCAACUCAAGCUCUUCUUAUUUUUGGAUUCCUCACUGCAAUCAUUGCAUUGCUUUUCGAUAUUACCACUUUGGUUGAAUUCUUAUCAAUUGGAACUCUUCUUGCGUAUUCUAUUGUUUCUGCCUGUGUAAUCGUACUUCGCUACCAACCAGCAUAUAAUGUUGAUGAGGGCCAAUUCGACAAUGGAGGAAAACUUCGAUUCAGCAUUCCAUUCUGUGGCUUCCUUGAUAAACUUCAGCCAGGACACUCGAUUUAUUAUGGGAUGAGCGUAAUGAUUGCUUCAAUGUUCUUCUCAGGCCUUGGAUUCAGUUCUGGAUAUUUAUAUGGAACUGUUCUCUGCCAAAUAUUCUUGCUAGUCAAUAUUGCUCUGAUAAUUCUCUCAUUCCUCUUUAUCUGCGCUCAUUACCCCAAUAAUACUCCACUGGAUUUCAAGGUACCUCUCGUUCCUCUUAUUCCUGCCCUUUCACUCUUAAUCAACACUUUGAUGAUGGUUCAUCUUGCUUGGAUCACAUGGCUCCGGUUAGUUGUUUGGAUGAGCAUUGGUUUUGUUAUCUAUUUUGGAUAUGGAAUUCAUCAUAGUAAAGAAGAAGUACAAGACGCUGAAAAGUUCUCGAAGAGCUCCACGUAUGAGUCCGUGGUGUCUGGAGUAGUGGCUGGAGCUGGAACGACGUCUCCGUGAUUAUACCUUCUAAACUCAUCAGUUCUGUAAAUAAACCGCAGUCUCCUUUUUAUAUUAAUUUAUGUUUUCUUUAAAUAUCAAAUCUCUCCAAAUGAACACUGGUUCCUCUCGUUUGUACGCAUUUCCUGUCUGUGCUUCCUAGUAUUUUAGUUACUUUCAUUUCUUAGUAUUUUUGUUUCCUUGUUAAUAAAAAACUUGU
Caenorhabditis elegans is the source of this 2007-nucleotide messenger RNA. RefSeq names its product Cationic amino acid transporter C-terminal domain-containing protein (gene C50D2.2). The coding region runs from base 39 to 1808 and encodes 589 amino acids. Gene Ontology annotation, cellular component: membrane. Gene Ontology annotation, molecular function: transmembrane transporter activity. The transcript is spliced from 6 exons. Gene Ontology annotation, biological process: transmembrane transport; amino acid transmembrane transport. Lineage: Eukaryota; Metazoa; Nematoda; Chromadorea; Rhabditida; Rhabditidae. The record is from RefSeq and is marked reviewed.